GAGGGCUGCCGGGACAUGCCCGAGGUGCUGAUCUGGUACUUCUGCCUGCAGUUCAUCAACCUGUUCCUGGGGCUGCCGGCCAACGUGAUGGUCCUGUGGCUGAUCCGACGGAGCAAAGGCGACUCGUCCACCUCCGACAUCUUCAUCCUGCACCUGGCCGUGCUGGACACCUUCUUCUGCCUGAUCCCGCCGCUGGAGUACGCCAACCUCAUGUACCUGACGGUCGACAGCACCUGGUACGUGCUGCGCUUCUUCUACGGCGUGAAGGACUCCUCGCCGCUCUUCCUCUCCUGCAUCUGCAUGGACCGCUACAUGGCCGUGCGCCAUCCGCUCACCUUCACCGAGCUGAAGGACCGCAAGCACCGCUCGGUGUGCGCCGCCGUGGUCUGGCUGGUCACGCUGGCCUACGCCGCCGCCAAGUGCGUGGGCGACAUCCCCAACUUCGAGAAGGCCUUCACCGUCAUGAUCCUGGCGGCGUUUGCCUUCAUGGUCUUCUGCAACGUGUCCAUCCUGUGGGUGCUGAGCAAGUCGGGCCCCGGCCGCGACGACAUGCACCCGGUGAAGAAGAGGGCCUUCAAGAUGGUGCUCAUCAUCCUCGCCAUCAUCGUCGUCAACUACUUCCCGCCCGUGGCGCUCUUCCCGUUCCAGGAGUACUUCACGGCCGAGGUGUUCCGCUGCUACAUCCACUACAUCGCCUUCGGCUUCAUGGACAUCAGCAGCAGCAUUCAGCCGGUGCUCUACCUCUCCCGGGAGAAGCUGGCGCUGCCAGCCUGCAUGGACUGUAGUGUUUCAGUCAUUUUCUGUUGA
This is a messenger RNA of Engraulis encrasicolus (European anchovy), 807 nucleotides long. It is a transcript of the gene hcar2, whose product is annotated as hydroxycarboxylic acid receptor 2-. Bases 16 to 807 code for a protein of 263 amino acids. Gene Ontology annotation, biological process: positive regulation of Rho protein signal transduction; phospholipase C-activating G protein-coupled receptor signaling pathway. The record is from RefSeq and is a predicted model, not a curated record. NCBI's taxonomy places the organism in Eukaryota, Metazoa, Chordata, Actinopteri, Clupeiformes, Engraulidae. Gene Ontology annotation, cellular component: plasma membrane. Gene Ontology annotation, molecular function: G protein-coupled receptor activity. The transcript has 2 exons.